GCAGCGCUGAAAAAUGUGUUUACGAGUUGAAGCGCCUAAAAGUAUGCUUCGCCCAGCUUUUGUUGACUGAAAUGCAGCGCAUCCUUGAGCGCGCUCGUCUCCAGCGCGCAACGAAGCAUUUGAAAUGCUUUGAAUUAUUAAAAUGAAAUGGUCUUUUGGUUCUUUUAAUUUUGCGCGUGUGUGUUUGUGUUCGUUUCUAACUGUACACACUGCUUGACUACAUCAUAAAUAUGCGUCCCAGACAGCAAGUCGUUGGCAUGCAAUUUAUCAAUUCUCGUUCUGAAAUCGCACAAUGAAUCGAAAAAUCACAUACUAACCUAACGAAAACUCCAGAAAAUUGAACAGAAAAUUUAACAAAACUACAACAAAAACAAACAAACUAACUGAAAACGCAUCGUUCGCCCGCCGCACGCCGUGUAACCAGCAUAAAUGUUCCCGUGGCGGCGACGACGGCGGUGCGUACAACAAAUGCAACAAACACGUCUGUUAUUGCAAUUAAAAUGUCGGACGUUGAAAGAGCGCGCAACGCAACGAAGACAACAACAGCAAACAACACAGCGUCGACAACAGCAACAGCCAAAGCAACAACAACAACAAUAGAACGCAACACAGCGAACAGUGAACAACUGCCGUACAAGCACUGCUCAACAACAACAGCAACACCGGGCGCAGCAGCAGCCGCAGCGGUGAAACUGCAACACCAACAACUCUAUCACAAUCAACUUUAUCACCAGCAGCAACAACAACAAAGCUAUAGCAAGCCAACGUCACACUAUAAUUACAAUAACACCACAAGUGUUGCACAACAACAGCCGCAAUAUCAAUUGAUCACCAGCACCGGUGGCGAGUUUGGCGGCGCUGCUGACGACACAUCCAUCUUUGGCAGCUGCUUUGGUCUCUUGCUGAAGGUACUCUUCUCUCCGCCCGGUCUGGUGGCACUAGUGGUCGGCUACUCGAUGCUCGGUGCUUGCAUAUUUCCAUUACUCGAGGCACCACAGGACAUUAAUACGUCGGCGGCGAUUGCGAAGAGCAGAGAGGAGUGUCUGCGUGAGCUGUGGAUUAUAACGGAAAAACUCAACGUCUUAUACGAGCGCAACUGGUCCACAUUGGUGCACGAACAGCUGCGUCGCUUCGAAGAUUCGAUAGUGGCGGCCACACGUCAUACAAAUAACAGUAGUUACAGCAUCGGCAUGUUUGGCGGCAGUUCAACGGCGCUGCGCCGCUAUGGCAGCACAUUCGAUGCGUCCACAGAUGCCAUGUUGGCGCCGACACAUUGGACCUUCGGCGAGGCGUUACUCUACUCUGUCACUGUGAUAACGACAAUUGGUCAUGGCAGCUUGACGCCCCGCACUGCCGCUGGUAAAAUCGCUACAAUUUUGUACGCGCUAAUCGGUGUGCCGCUCAUGUUGAUGUGUCUCUCCAGUUUGGGUGCGCUGCUGGCGGAGGCGUUACAAUGUACCUACGCACGUAUCUGUUGUCGGCUAACGCGCCAUCAGCACCACCAUCACCAUACUCAUCAACACAGCCAGCCACACAAUCAACACCAUCACCAUCAGCAGCAUAAACAUGAGAAGGGUCACAGAGAGAAGGAGAAACAACCGCCGCCACAUGAUCUUUAUCAACAACAAACACAUCACCUGCAGGUGACCGGUGAGAAGAGCGGGCAUUUGCUCGAGGCGUCAGCUGGUUCAAUGGGCGUGAGUAGUGGUGGCGGCGGCGGCAGUAAAUAUGUGAGGCGUUGCAGUGCGGACAGUUUGGAUAAUGAUGUGCUGCUGAAGCGUGGACUGGGCGGUUGCCAGCAGGAAAAGGGGCAUGAGUUGGACUGCAAAAACUGUAAAUACGACGCUUUAAUUUCGGAAACAAAUCUGAGUAGUGGUUACGACUACAGCAAUAGCGGUAAUAUGGGCGAUUCGGGAGAUGACUCCUGUCGCCUGCUGCACAAUUCACCGGCGAAAUUGAAUCAAAAUCAAAUGUUGGCGGGAGCGAAAAUCAAUGCGCACUACUAUCAACAACAGCAUCAGCAGCAACCGCAGCUACAACAACCACAUCAGCAACAGCAACAACGUCCCGAUGUUAUGCUAAUGGCAACAACAGCAGCGGCAGCACCGAAAUCAAUGCAACAACAAUAUCAGCAACUUUAUAGCCGCUCGGCCACACCAUCACCGCAACAUUUGCAACAGCAGCCGCAACAACAACAACAACAUGCCAUGCAAACAUUCCACAUCGUAUCGGCCGGUUCGUCGCCCACGCAACAAGGUCAACAACAGCAACAACAACUACAAGCACUGCCAACAUUGCGUCAGUACGCGACACUGCAAACGCACCAACAUAAACCGCAACAGCAACAACAACAACCACAACAGUAUGUUGCUGUGCCCAGCGGUGCGCUGGUGCGUUUUCAAACAACAACAACAACGCCGGCCGCAACAGGCAUCGCCUCAGCGCUGAGUGGCAGUGGCAAUAAUUGCACCACCGACGGCAAUGGCAACGUCGGCAUCGGUGUGGGCGCCACACUCAUCGCCACCGGCAUGUCGGGCAAUUGUUAUCAAUCGGCGAAUGUGUCAGUGCCCGGCGGGGGCACAGCGACCGCCACAAUUUACUUUCCAAUUGCCACAGCAGCGCAUCCACAGCAGCAACAACAACAACACCAGCAAACAUCGAGCUUUACGUCCGUUGCCUAUGCGGCGGCAACAACAGCAAGCAAUGACGCUACAAUAGCAACAAAAAUGAGUGGCACCAGCUUGGGUUCGGGCAGCAGCAAUGCAGCCGCAACGCAAUUGCUUUGCAAUCAGCCGAUUGUGAAAUAUCACACCAUACAGCUAACGCAUGCUACGCGGAAACCACAACAACAACAAACGCAACAGCAGCCGGCUUUGAUGGGUAGCGCGGCUGAUGUGAUGCCACUGCCGCCACCGCCGGCAUACCAAACGGCAACGGUGCACGGUAUACGUCGAGCGAAAUUCCUGACUAAACCGCUGCCACCGGAGAUCAGCACAUUAGUAGCCGGCGAGCGCGAUUUAACCUGCCGACAUGAUUUAUUAUUACAACAAAGCGGUGGUAGUGCAGCCAGCAGCAAUGUAAACAAUGCAACUACAACACCAACACAAUCGACAAUAUAUGCCGGCACAACAACAACAGCAACAUCGAAUGCAUCAAACGCAACAACGAUUGCAAUGUUGACAUCCGGAUUGACAGCAACAGCGGCGGCAUGUAGCGGUAAUGCACCAACAACAACAACAGCUGCUGCAGCAACAGCCAACAACACACAAAUGGGCACAUUAAUGUCCGGCACAUCGUCCAUGGUUGGUUCGAAUGCCACAGUCGACAUAAUGGAGGAUGAAGAGGAGCACGAACAGCAACGAUUGGGUAACUGCCCACACGGCACACCAUCACGUGUACCACUGAUCUCUGGCAGCAGCGGCGCCAUCAACGCACACAGCAACGCCGGCAGCACAGACGAAGAGCAGCGGGGCGCGCGCAGUCUCUUCAAUGCCACCGCAGCCUCUUUCCAUCGACACACACUAAACACCUUCCAACGGAAUGCGGCGGCACGUAAAUCAACCACAUAUGCCGCAACACGACGCGCUGGCUGCAACAUGCACGUAACAAGCCACCGAAGUGGGAAAUCGAGCAGCUGUUAUGGCGACACAGCCACCGAGACCUCCGACGACGAGGACGUGGACGCGGAAGCAGCGUACAUGCAACGUGACACCACAGCUGGCGAACAGUUCCGCUUAACAAAACUCAACAAAGGCAACAAACAAACCAAGCCAGAUGAACAGACUGCCUACUGUGAUACCGAUGCGACUGCCGACGAGGCUGAGGACGACGAGACCGCCUCGAAUGCCGACGGCGAGACGGAGGAGAACGGCGCACAGGUGCCCAUCAGCAUUGUGCUGCUCAUACUCAUCUGCUACAUAUGCUUGGGCACUGUGAUUUUCGCCUUCUGGGAGAAUUGGUCCAUUGUGGAUGGCGCCUACUUUUGCUUUGUCACCUUGACCACCAUCGGCUAUGGCGACUUCAUGCCAGAACGCACGUUCCACGGACCGCACGUGCAGCUCUUCGCUUGUUGCGCCUAUCUCUUGUUGGGCCUGGUUCUGGUCGCGAUGUCUUUCAGCAUACUGGAAACGCAGCUAAUGUGGAAGUGCAAACGGAUUGCGGUGCGACUGAAGUUGGCCAAUGAUUGAUAGUGGCGACGCUUGUUGGCGCGUCGCAGCAGCGCCGGUGCGGUGGCGCAGUUUUUGUAGUAUGUAAGCGGUAGCAGAAGAGGCAGCGGUAGUAGCAGAAAAAUUAGUUAAUAAGUUGAAGUGUUAGCAGUAGGAAGUAAAUGAGCAGGGAAAGCGUUAAAUAAUAAUCUAGUCAUAUAUACAAAGCUCUAAGUUAAGUAGCGGUUAAUUAGUGGUUAGUUGAGCGCUGUAAAUAUUUUUGCUGUAAAAGUGCGUACGAGCGUUAAAAGUUUUAGUUAAGCGUUUUACUUACCUUUAUUGAUUUACCGUUAGCAUAACGUGUAAGUUAGAGUUGACAUAAGUCGCUUGGUCCUUAGCGGAAGGCUUGUGGUGAAUUGUCAAUGAGAGCUCGUUGCAUACUGUGGAUGGAAACAGAAAAGUGUGUCUCUUAAACCCGUCG
Messenger RNA from Bactrocera dorsalis (oriental fruit fly), 4626 nucleotides. RefSeq lists its product as uncharacterized. Gene Ontology annotation, biological process: potassium ion transmembrane transport; stabilization of membrane potential. Gene Ontology annotation, cellular component: membrane. NCBI's taxonomy places the organism in Eukaryota, Metazoa, Arthropoda, Insecta, Diptera, Tephritidae. The transcript has 8 exons. Gene Ontology annotation, molecular function: potassium ion leak channel activity. The record is from RefSeq and is a predicted model, not a curated record. Bases 501 to 4187 code for a protein of 1228 amino acids.